AUGGCUUCAAAUGUUCUUACACGUCAAGGCACAACUCGCCACCUGGAAAUGCAACUGAAAGCGACAUUGAAAGAGCUUGAGAUCUCGAGAAAGGACUGUAACAACCUAAUAUGUGAACGAGAUGAAAGUGAAGUGGAAGUGGCAAAAAUAGUUCAAAGAAACUCUGAGUUAAAGAACCAGCUGAAUGUACUACACUCUGAUUACAUGGACAGUGUGAAACAGUGUCAACACCUACAGUGUAUUGUGGACACAUUUGAUAACUGUGUUUUAACCUAUGAAUCCAAUUUAAGGCGUAUCAGUGACCUAGAAAGUGAACUGAAUGAAGCAAAUUUAUUAAUAAGUGAUCUGCGGAGUCAAUGUGAGAUGAAUGAAACUGUACAUACACAGAGCCUUUUUGCAGAAAUGUCAGUUAUGGAUGUGACUAAAGUUGAUUCUUCCCCUUCUUAUUAUUUUGCAAGUAACAAGAAAUUGAGGAAAUAUAUUAAAUUAAAUAAAUUUAUAAGGCGCACUCAGAAACUUAUUAAAUCAAAUAAAAGUGUGCAACUCAAUGUGAAACUUAUAAGGAAACAAAGUGACCUUGUGGAAAAAUUAGAUCGGUGUCAUGGAAAAUUACAGGACAAUAUUGAUUUAUAUGAGACUGAAAAAUUUAGACUUCAGUCCGAAAUAAGUAGAUUGAAAUGGUCACUCAAAACCUUAAGUGAUAAUUACAAUCAUAUUGUAAAAGAAAACCAACAGCAUGUCAACUCUGCCUCAGACCUGGUCGACCUCUGUCAUGAAAAUGAGGAACUGAUACAAGAUCUGAUGAGCAAGUGUUCCUGUCAACCAUCUCCCGAGGUGCAGUGCCGGAGCCCGGGGAGCGCGUUGAGUGAGUCGAGCGCCGCGCCUCUGCUGGCGACCCCCGCUCCGCGUCCCCUGACCCCGGCCGCGCCCCAGCCUGCACGACCUGACCUCAGGAGUCCCCAGAGCCAGGAGACGUCACAGUCAACCGACGCCCCGCGCCGCCCGGGCCCCGCAGCGCCCGCCCCGGCGCCCGCCGCGCCCCUGCCCGCGCGCCUUGACCUGAGCCAGGACACUCCUCCCCCGUCGACAGUCGUCUACUCUGAUGGUAUUGGUGCCGGCCUCGGAUCCAUGUUGAGUGAAUGUCUCCGGCAGAAGCCAGUGGCAACAGCGCCAGCAGCGCCACGAGCGCAGGCGCGAGCGCAGCCUCUCCCGGGGGGCGCCCACAGCAUUUAAACUGACUGCUGGGACAGCGGAGAAGCCCCGCGAGAUCAUGUUAGUCCA
Messenger RNA from Cydia pomonella (codling moth), 1281 nucleotides. RefSeq names its product anti-sigma-I factor RsgI8-like. Bases 1 to 1233 code for a protein of 410 amino acids. The transcript has 2 exons. The record is from RefSeq and is a predicted model, not a curated record. Lineage: Eukaryota; Metazoa; Arthropoda; Insecta; Lepidoptera; Tortricidae.